This is a messenger RNA of Haemonchus placei, 1293 nucleotides long. The record is from the annotation of a GenBank genome assembly. Lineage: Eukaryota; Metazoa; Nematoda; Chromadorea; Rhabditida; Trichostrongylidae.
AUGAUUGGUCGUCGUAUGCCGGCUCUCCAGCGAUAUGCUGUAAAUAUUGCACGUCAGCUUCGUAUUUUGUUAGGUGAUGUGAUUGUUGUGGAAGGGCCCGCCUUCGCAGAGUCAAUAUCUGAAGGAGAUAUACGAUGGAUCAAACAGAAAGGAGAUUUCGUCAACGAAGACGAGCUUGUUGCCGAGAUUGAGACCGAUAAGACCUCCGUGGAAGUGCCCGCUCCUCAAUCGGGAACAAUCGUUGAGCUUCUCGUAGAGGAUGGCGCAAAGGUCACUGCCAAACAGAAACUCUAUAAACUUGAGCCUGGUACAGCUGGAGCCAGUGCUCCUGCUAAGGAAGCUCCAAAGGCGGAGGAGUCGAAGCCAGCGCCGCCUCCUGCACAAGCUCCUCCUCCUCCCAAGCCAGCUCAAGAAGAAGCAGCUGCACCGCCACCACCACCACCGCCUCCAUCGCCAAGUGAAAUACCGAAAACGAUGCCACCGGUUUCGCGCCCGCCAUCUGCACCCAUGUCCUCGGUCCCUGUCGCCAGCAUCCCUGUACAACGUGUAACUGUACCCGCUGGUCUUUCCAAGGAUAUGGCCAUUACUGGUGCCAGGGAAGAGGUUCGUGUUAAAAUGAAUCGAAUGAGACAGCGCAUCGCUACCCGCCUGAAGGAUGCUCAGAAUACGUACGCGAUGCUCACGACUUUCAACGAAAUUGACAUGAGCAAUGUCAUCGAAAUGCGAGCGAAAUACCAGAAGGAGUUUAUGAAAAAGCAUGGGAUCAAGUUGGGUCUCAUGUCUCCAUUUGUCCGAGCAGCUGCUUAUGCCCUCACAGAAAAUCCGAUCGUUAAUGCAGUUAUCGACGAAAAUGAAAUCGUUUACCGACAUUUUGUGGAUAUGUCGAUUGCGGUAGCGACUCCUAGAGGAUUGGUUGUACCAGUUCUACGCAACGUUGAAACAAUGAACUAUGCUCAAAUAGAAAAGGAAUUAGCGUCGCUUGGUGAAAAGGCUCGUGAUAACAAACUUGCGGUUGAAGACAUGGAAGGUGGAACAUUCACGAUUUCCAAUGGCGGCGUUUUCGGUUCGGUAUUUGGUACUCCCAUAAUAAACCCUCCACAAAGUGCAAUAUUGGGUAUGCAUGGCAUAUUUGACAAACCUGUCGCCGUUGAUGGCAAGGUUGAAAUUCGCCCAAUCAUGAAGGUAGCUUUAACUUAUGAUCAUCGUUUGAUUGAUGGCCGAGAGGCAGUUACAUUCUUACGUAAAAUCAAAAGCUCAGUCGAGGACCCACGCACAAUUUUGAUGAACAUUUAA